UCUCCAUCGUCAGCAGGAAACCAGGGAAGCGUCCUUGGAUAUUAUGUUUUGAGUGUAACUUUUGCAUCUUUUCCCAUUCUGAAUACACCAUGUCUGUCUUUUCAAUUAACUGAAAGCUCUUUUUUUUCUAGAAGUACUAAUGAGAAACUAUUUAAAGUUGGGGAGUAACCAUGACUGCGGCUGCUCUCAUAGGAGACCAGCUGAUCCUUGAAGAGGACUACGAUGAGAGCUACAUCCCCUCUGAACAAGAGAUCCAAGAAUAUGCAAGAGAAAUUGGCAUCGAUCCUGAGAAUGAGCCAGAGCUGUUGUGGCUGGCCAGGGAGGGCAUUGUCGUCCCUUUGCCUCCUGAGUGGAAGCCUUGUCAGGAUGUGACAGGGGAUGUUUACUACUUCAACUUCUCCACUGGCCAGUCCACCUGGGACCACCCAUGUGACGAGCACUACCGGCGCCUGGUGAGCCAGGAGCGUGAGCGCAUUCAUCUCACAGCAGCUGCCAGCGGGGCAGGGGCUAAGAAGGACAAGAAGAAGAAGAAAGAGAAGAAGGAGAAGAAAGAGAAGAAGAGGAAGGAUCCACUGAAGGCUCCAUCAGCGCUGAGCUCUUCUUUAGGACCAUUAUCAUCCCCACUUGCCAGCUUGGUUCCUGUGAGAGGUCUGGACGCCCCUGGUCAAGGGCCUCUUUCUGGAUCUGCUCCUUCUCUUCGGGGGUCCCUUGGCAGUUCAGGUGGGCUGGAACCUCUAAAGACAUCCCUCCGAGCUCCUCGAAGCAGCGGGGCAUCUAGUGUUUUAGGUACCAGGCAAGAGGAGAGGGUGUCAUUUACUUUACCUGGCUUGGAUGAUGAUGAUGACAAUCCUGAAGAAAAAAUCUCAGAAAAUGAGUCAAGUCCUCGUGGUUCAGACAGACUUCUGAAGAACCUCCACCUAGACCUGGACACUCUUGGUGGAGGUCUGCAUUAUGAGGACAGUGAAGCCAGCGGUGCAGCUCCAGCUGAGGAGAGGACGGAGCCAGAGUUGCAGGACUUGGCACUGUCUGGAGACCACAGCCCUGAACCACCAUCGCAGCAGGACUCCUUGAAGGGUCGCCACAUCCACCUCUCUCCCACAACGGCUGACAGAAACCAAGUCAGCGAGGAGGGGGCUGGUGUUACCACCCCUGAUUCUGAACACUUUGCUGAUCAGUCACUAGAGGAGGUUGCAGAGGAGGGAGGAGAGUUGGAAGCUGUUCAGGAAGAGAAGGGAGAUGAUGGAGAAGGAAGGGACGCAGAGGAAGCAGGGAGCAAGGCAAAUGAAUGGGGAGGAAAUGAGCUGCAGGAUGGAGAAGAAGCAGAUGGGAAAGAUAAUUCAAGGCGAGAGGAAGAUGAGGAUGCAAGUAAAGUGGCUGCAGAGAGUGAGAAAGAAGAGAAGGAAGAGAAGGAAGAGAGUAAUGAGAUUGAGGAGGAGUACAGUGUUGGUGAAGAUGUAGAAAAGGAUGAAGAGAAAGGUGAAGUCUCAGAAAGUGUGGAACACAAUGAUAGAAAGGAUAAUGAACUAGAGGGAAAUAGCAGUGAUGAAGAGAUAGAAAGAUUUGUUGAAAGGGAGGAUGAUGAAGCCAGAAACAGAGAGGUGAGUGAUGAGCCUGGGAGGAGUGUAACCGAGGAGAAAGAAGGGCUGAAAAAACAUGGAGAAUUCAAGGAUGAAGCUGUGGCAAACUGCCACAAGAGUGAUGGAGAUGGAGGAAGGGAGGAGGAGGACAGUCUUGACAGAGAGAGAGAUGAGACUGAGAGAAGCAUUUCCGAUGAAGGGCAGAAUGAAAGUGAGAGAGAAGUGGAGAUAAAUAGCAAAAAAGGACAGGAAGAGGAUGAGGAGGGUGAGAGUGAUGAGGCCCUGCAGAGAUGCUCCAUCAGCCACAGGAAACUGUCAGAGACUCACAAGGACGCCUUAGAAAGAUGUGUGCAGAGCGGAGGGGAAGAAACAUUGAAGGAAGGAGUGGAAAUAGAAGAUGAGUCUGAUGGUCAAAGUCCCAAAGAAGCAUCGGAGAGUGAGGAGGAAGUCGUGGAGGUUUUUAAAGCGGGGCCAUCUCAGGUCAAAGCAGCCAAGCUGGGGCAUAAGAUGCAUUACCAAAAGAGUGAAAGCCUUGCUGAUGUGAUGAAGAAUGUGACCAAAAAAUCUUCCCUUUCUGCAGAGGAGUCGGAGGCCAGUAAAAACAUAGAGGCGUCCUCCUCAGUGGAUGUCAAGCUGUCACAGAAAGUUCUAGACAUCAACGACCUCUCUGGCACAAUCAGUCCAGUGGAAAAAGACAGAGGAGGAACACAUGAAGAAGAAGAGGAGGAAAAUGGGAGCAGAGGAAAGACAAAGACAGAGACCAACUACAGUCAUAUGCUAGCUAAAGACAACCCUGCACUCCCUAAAGUUGACCGACUUAUCCUCCACCAGUCCAGCCCAUCACCCUCACUUUCCAGCUCCCUCCACUCUGAACAAGGUGCCCCCCACCAUCAGAAAAUACAAAGCCUUGAUGUGUCUCUGGGGCUACAGAGACCUGAAACGUCAAGAGGUCGGCUGGCCCGGACUUUUGAAGCUCCAUGUGAUCCUGAACCCACCUUAAAUAAACAAGAGAGCCCUCUGGGAGAUGACCCAAGCUGGAGAAUCCGGAAGGAGACGGACAACGAGGAGGAGAGGAAGAGGGCAGAGAGAGAGGAAAAGAGACUGAAAGAAAGGGAGGCGGAGAAGAGACUUAGGAGGGAGGCUGAACAAGAGAUGGAGGAGGAGAAGGAGCAUUUGUUGAAGGAAAAGGAGAAAAGGAUGCAUCUUCUGCAGGAGAAAUUGAGGAAAGAAGAGGAGGAAGAGGAGAGGAAGCUGAGGGAGGAGAGUGAGGAAAGACUGAGGGCCCUGCAACAGUGUCUCUUGUCUAAGAGGAGAGAAGAGGAGGUGAGGCUGAAUGAGGAGUCUGAUGGCGUGCUGGAAGAACUCAGAGAGUCUAUGAAAAGAGAGAGAGAGGAGCAGCAACACAAAGUCAGAGAAGAGAGCGAGGUCAUGCUGAAGGAGUUACGGGUGACUCUGGAGGAGGAACGAGCAGCGAUGCGCGACAAACUGGAGGCCCAGACGAAGCAGGAGGUUGAACGUCUGAAGGCUGAGUCGGAGGAGGAGCUGCAGGCUCAGAGGACGAGACUCGAGAGAGACAGGGAGGAGAAGCUGAACACUCUGAAACAGGAGGUCAAAAGCACAGAGAGGAGGAGGGAGCUGAUGAUGAGUCCACGUCCUGAGCAGCAGCUGGCAGAGUACCACAGAGAGCUGACUGACGUUCUCCAGGAAGUGCGAGACGAAGUCCAGCGUGACCACGAGAGGAAGCUGGAGCAGAUGAAGGACGACCACAGGAGGGAGAUGAACAGCAUCAGAGAAAAAUACCUUGAUGAGGAGACUGUUAUGAGGGAGCGCUUGCUGUCCACUCUGCAGGAGGAUAGAGAGCAUCUCCAGGCCUCACAUGCUGUCCAGCUGGAGAAGCUCCGCCUGCAGCUCGAAACACAGAUACAAAAGACUCAGGUGGUACACUCACGGAAGGAGUCAGAGCUGCAGGAUCUGGCUGAUCAGGUAGAGCUUAGAGCCAAAGAGCUGAAGAGCCAAGAGGCCAUGCUGCAGACAAAGGCAGCAGAUCUAAAGAGAAGGAGGAAGAAGCUUGGAGAAGAGGAGGAAGAAGUAGAAAGGCAACUAGAGGCUUUACCUCGGCUGAUCCAGGAGAGAGACCGACUAAAGGAGCAGCUCCAGAGGACAAGAGAGGAGUUGGCUCAAGCCCGAGAACUCAUCCACAGAGCCAGAGAGGAGAGAAGUGCAGCCAAGGAGGAAGUGGGGAAGCUGAGGGAUGAGAGAGACAAAUCCAGGGAGGACAGGGAGCGACUGGAGAGCAAGGUGGCACUGCUGCAGGAGAGAUGUGACCGUCUCCGUCGCAGAGUCAGUGAACUGGAACUGGCUGAAGGAGAGAGCGUUUCCCCCAAAACUGAGCAAAUCAAAAAGAAGGCAGAUAAAGCAACAGCGCCCCCCAGUGACAGGAUAGACGCAUCGCUGCGUGUAGAGGACCUGGAUGACUCGCCUCGCUCCCCUGUGCCCGACAGCCACAGCAGCAUGGACGAGUUUCGGCGGUACGUCUCCUCACACGGAGCCUCCAUCCACAAGACCAAACUCUUCCUGGAGAGAGAGAACAGCCGGCUGAUGGAGAGACGGGCAGCUCUGCAGGCAGCCCAGACCAGCUCCUCCCAGGUCCCUGAUCUUGGAGGAAUGACUGAGGAGAUGAUAAGAAACCUCCAGCAGGAGGCCAGAGAUGUGGCGGAGCUGCAGCACACGGUUCAGAGAGGAAAUGCUCUGCUGCAGAGGAAGGAGGAGCAACUUCAGCAGCUGGAGAGCUCAAUGGCUGAAGAGCCCUUAUUUGAGAAUUUGUCUCAGCUGGCUGGAGGAAGGAAAGUAACCUUCGAUGUGACCGAGUCCGACCUCAGCAGUGCCGCGGACCAACCGGACGAGACAGAUCACCCCACUGUCCCGGCCAAAGUCCAGGUAUUAGCAGAGUCCCUGCAGCAGAUCUCAGGCCAGCUCAACACCGUCCUGAGUGCGCUGGGUUCAUUGGCUCAGAGGCAGAGCACCACACCUUACUCCACAUAUCCUCUGCCUCUGUCCCAGCCUCACUCCACCCCUGCUCCCACCUCUGUGCCAGUCUAUCCCAAGAUGCACAGCAUGGCUCCCAUCUCCUUAGUCCCACCUCCUGCCUGGAACUGGGCACCUCACAGCAGCUCUGCCCCUUUCUUCAGCACCCCCAUCAGCAGCGGGCUGACAGCCUCAGAGGACCUCAUGAACAGCCGAUGGAGCCAGAUAUUUCCUGGAGUAACUGGUGACGGUGUUGCUUCCAGUGCCACGAGAGCCUCCUCAGCUUUACCAUCAUACACUCCUGUCAGUGAGCACGCCCGCAGCCUGCGGUCUGUACAGAAAUCAGUGGAGAUGGAUGGUCAGAGGCUGCAGGGGCUGAUUGACGGCAACAAGAGAUGGCUGGAGCUGCGCAAAAAAGACACCAGCAUACCUCUUUUCACUCGAUAUCAAGCUCCUUCUUCCAAGAGCAGCCUUGUCCAGCUGGGACUGGAUGAUAACAACCAGAUCAGAGUCUAUCACUACUAAGGGCAGGACGCACAGUUCCGUGUUGGUGCACUCUGACCGUCACGGAGGACUUUCAGGGAUAGUCCAGCCCCCCCUUUGCUGUAAUUGGAGGAAGACAUGACUACAGAGGACAUGACUGUUCAGGGGCCCACGUGUCACAUUCAGCUGAGGACUUUGGCUUGUAGAUUACAGCUACAUGCUAAACUCAAAUGGGAGUCUGUAAGGGUGUAACAUGUUGGACAAUCACAUUUCUAAAAUAUUACAUUUGAGUUACAGCUUUCCAGAGUCAACAUUCUGUCUGUCUUACUGAUUUUGUAAAGCAAUUGUGUGAUUUUGUCAAGGAAGAUGAAGCCAAUCCACUUUUUUGAGGCUUCUCUUCACACUCCCUUAAUGUUUACAUAGCACUAAUAGUGAGCUGCUGGCUUAAACACUUGUGUAAGUAAUGAUGUAUUUUUCUAUGAAAUAUUUUAAUAAUCAACUUUUUAUAUAUUUGUGUACA
Molecule: messenger RNA, 5604 nt
Organism: Melanotaenia boesemani (Boeseman's rainbowfish)
Lineage: Eukaryota; Metazoa; Chordata; Actinopteri; Atheriniformes; Melanotaeniidae
Product: centrosomal protein of 164 kDa-like
Exons: 28
Coding region: 171-5126 (1651 amino acids)
Molecular function (GO): protein binding
Source: RefSeq, a predicted model, not a curated record